AUGCACACUGUCGACUUGAGGCACCCCGGUUACGAAGACUCAAGCAAUAUCAUUCUCACAUUACAGGCACCAGAUGAUCCGAAUGGUGGUAUACACGCCGAGACCUUAAGGUUAGCUGGGUGCAUCUUAGCUGGAAACAGAUGGGAUGGCUUUUUGAGUUCGACCCAGAGGGACGCGAAGCCUGUUGUGCCUGACAAAGAUGGUAUUCUCCGAGGAAAGAAUUACUACUUCCAUGUGCCACGGGGAACGAAUGAGGCUGGAGACAAUAUUAUCGAUCGCAGGAAGCGCUCGGACAGCGGAGGACCAUGGCCAAUCGUAGCAAGGUUUGCUGACUGGGAGUGGCCAAAAGAUGGUUUGCCGGAGAUCUGGAAGUUGGCAGAAGAGGGUACUGCUCGCCAAGCUGAGCGGGUUAAGUCUGGACUGGAGUCCAGUCUAGUGGAUUCCAAUAGAGCUUGCAGGUUAUGCGGACGCGACGAAGAAUGUGGAAUGAGUCGCCUGUGGAGAAGUGACACGGACGCUGAUCAGGUGGUGUUCGAAAGGGAGAAGUCGAAGACCAAUAUAGCUGAGGAGUUGAGAGGUGACUAUGGCGAUGACGACGAUGAAGAGCAAGAUCAAGGAACCAGAUCCGAAACUGAGAGCAACGAUGGAGACGAUCAAAAUGACGAGGAUGGCCUGACCGAGGAUAUGGCCGCUGACCAGACCUCCUCGCCAGAAGGAGAAGAGGAGAAAAGCGAAAAUGACAGCGAAUCUGGAUCCAGCGACACAAAUGAAAGUGAUUCGGAAUCUAGUGAGGAUGGAUCCGAAACUGAUGACGAUCCUCUAUACGACAAUCGGAACUGGAUUCGCCUCGGCAGAGACUGCAGUGCUGAACCGGACGAUUGCGAUGUAAAAGAGGCAUUUCGCUCGUAUCAAUGGCUGCUCGUUCCCAAGUUCGAACAGGACGGACGACCGGUCAUUUGUGCCCACAUCUUCAACCUUUGCGAAGACGGUAUCACUGCAGCUUCUCACAAUCAACCUUUGAAACUUCCUUGGAAGAGCUCUAUCGAGUUGAUGUUCGCACACUUUGUGCAGGCUAUAUUCGAGCACAUCGAAGUUUUCUUCACUGCUGGCACUGAGCGUGUGGUUCGAAUCAUGGAUGCUGAUGGGAAGAAGAUCAUCUUGGAAGCUGAUGCCGAGACGUGUGGACUUUUGACGGUGCCUUCCGUCACCAAAACGUGGCCAAUUGUGGAAGACAACGAGGAUGCGAAAUCCGCUGAUGAUGACUCUGACACCGACGAUGAUGAUGAGGAGCCCGAGAUUGUUGACUCUGACGACGACGAUGCAGCCGAUGCUGAUGCUAGCGAUGAAUAUGCGACUGAUGGUGAUGACAACGCAAAGAACGAAGCAGUCCCUGCAAAUGCUGAUGAAGAUCAACUCGAGGAGCAAGUCAUAACUUCCGCGGAGUUUCAGGCUCACAUGCAGGAGCUGGCAGCUAUGCUUGCUGACACUGGAGUUGACGAUAGUGAUUCUGAGGUCCCGGAAACUGUCACAAGGAGAGUGUUUCUGGACAUAGGGUGUGAUGUUUGUGAUCAGCAAAUAUAUGACAUCCGCUAUGCUUGUCUUGAUUGCAGCGAGUAUGACCUCUGUGCAGAAUGCGUUGGGAAGCGCGGGACAGAGCAUCCCGGACAUCGCUUCUUGCCUCUGUACGAGAGUGGUUGGAGACAAGAAGUCCCCACUGGCAAGAUGAUAGCUCGCGAGAAGGCGGGAGCGGACUCUUCGGAUAACGACAGCAGCUCAAGUGCGUCGGAGCACAAGAACGAUGAAGAUUUGGAGUCCCGCUUCGCCACCUUACUGGAGACACAUAUAGAGUCAGGGGACUUUCUGCAGUAUUCAAAGAGCUUGACCGACACCUCAUCCGACAACGCCUGCAUCCGUAUCCUGCAUUUGGAGCCAGGAGACGGUGAAGAACCUAUAGUUGGUCAUUUGGAAACUGUGAAGCUCUUGGAUAUCUUUCCAUUUGAAGCGCUCUCCUAUUGCUGGGGCAAUCCUGAGCCCCGAAGGGUCAUCAACAUCUCUGAUGCACGUCUCGAGGUGGGCACAAAUCUAAAGCUUGCCUUGUACCGACUGAGACACCCAGCCAAUGUCCGCAAAUUAUGGAUCGAUGGGAUAUGCAUCAAUCAGGGCGAUGUUCACGAGAAAACCGCACAGGUCACCAUGAUGCGUGAGAUAUACGAGAAAGCUGAACAGACGGUUGUUUGGCUGGGUGAAGAAGCUGACGACAGUCGACUGGCGCUGGAAAUGUGCAACAGAAUGGUCAAUGCACAUGGAAAUACAUACAUUCGACAAACGCUGGGGUUCGAUGUGGAGAAACUAUUCGUUCAAAAUGCGGAUGAAGGCGAUGAGUCCGAAGCUUUUGAUGAGGCCAAGCUCCAGCAAAUGUUGACUGAAGCUGGUACGAGCUUUGACCUUGAUCAUGCUUUGUAUAACCAAGCCCUGAAAGCGACUACGGAUGCGAUGAAGACUGGCAAGGCCUAUGAAGGACCAUUGGAAGGGGCGAUCAACCAAGCUUUGGCGGAUGAAGGAAUUAAUGAAGAAGAGCUUGCGAGCAUCGACUGGGAAGAUGUUGGCCGCAGAAUUGCCCAAGGAGAGGAAUAUGAUGGACCACUGAAAGAGUUCGUCUAUGCUCAGGUCGCCGAAGCCAUGGCUGAGCUCGAAGAGGAAGGCGAGGUAAAUGCUGACAGCGAAGGACAAGCAGGCGAGGAUCAAUCAAACGUUGAUCCAGGUGAGGAACUCACCACUAUUGCCACGACUGAGGAGGCCACGGAAGAGAGCUCAGCGAUCAAGGCUCCGAGUGGUUCAACAUAUCACCAUAGUGUAAUUCUGCAAAUCCUGCGUGCCCGUCAACAGAAGAAAGACAACGCAGCCGCCGCAGAGCCACCAACGAGCGAAGAGAUUGCAGCUCUCUAUGCCCUUUUCGAACGCCCUUGGUUCAGCCGAAUUUGGAUCGUGCAAGAAGCUGGUGUCUCUUCAAAUAUUCUAGUCCAGUGUGGUGGCCAAAAACUCGACUGGUGGGCUUUCAGCUUCGGUUUCCUCAUCACGCAAAAGCUCAAGCGUGUUGCUCGUCUAGGGCCAAAAUCCCACCGCAACCUCGUUGUGAUGAGUCGUACGAGAUCCAGCAUUCAUGUUGGCAACACUAUGAAGCACAUGAUGACCAAGCCAGAUCCAGAUUUGAGCAUCACCUCGCUACUGUCGACCUAUCGUGGCUACGAAGCCACAGAUCCACGAGACAAGGUAUUCGCAUUACUCGGGAUCGCGAGCUCGAAUGAAGGCUUAGUUCCUGACUAUACGAAAAGCUGCGAAGCAGUCUAUCGAGACGUCGCAGCCACACUUCUCCAACAAAGCCCACAUCUCGACGUACUCGCCUCCUGCCACGCUACCCCUGAACGUAACGAAAGCAAACCCUCCUGGGUCCCAGACUGGAGCGACCUAACCCGAAAACCCUACAAACUCUCUGGAAACCAAAACUUCGAAAGCAGCGAAGUCUCCACCGAACCUCUCCGAAUCUUCAAAGCCUCCGCAGAUACAACAACAGAUUCCUCUCAACUCAAGGUCGAGAACAACAAACUCUACCUCCAAGGCUUCAUCGCAGAAAAAAUCUCCGCAAUCUCCUCCGUCCUUUUGAUCGAUCAACAAGACCUCCUCAUGCCCAUCGAAUUCUCAAAACUAACAGACGGACAAGACUUCACGUCCAUGAUAAAAUCCCUAACCCGCUUCUUCUCCGUCCUAAAAACUUUCCCCGCCGUCAUCGAAGAUUGGAAAGAUUUCGCCGACAUUCACAAUCCCACCUCCCUCUCACCAACCCCCUUAACCUCAGGCGAAAAUGAAGAAGAAAACUUCACAAUCUUCGCCCGAACCCUCUGGACCGACCUCAAAGACCCCUCAACCUGUGUCUCAGAUUGUAAAGAAUGGCUCUCAAAACUUCAAAACGUUCACACCUUGAUGCAAAAACUCCCUUCAUUCCAUAAUGUGGAACCAGAUGAAGAGAAUUUCAUGGCGUUGAUUUUUGCAAUGGUGCCGGUGAUGCAAGGGUUAGAUCCGAAUGGUAUGAAACUGUUGCACGAGCUGGGUUGUGUUCAUACGCUUGAUCGGAGACUGGCGAGGACGGUGAGUGGGAGAUUGUGUUUGGCGCCGAAGGGGACGGAGGUUGGGGAUUGUGUGGCUUUGUUGCAGGGAGGGAGGACGCCGUUUAUUUUGAGAGCUGUUGCUGCUGAGGAGGUGGAGGAGUAUACGCUCGUUGGGGAGACGUAUGUGCAUAGUAUGAUGUAUGGGGAGGCGUGGGAGCCUGAGAGAUGUCGGGAGUUAUGUCUGGUGUGA
Molecule: messenger RNA, 4353 nt
Organism: Cercospora beticola
Lineage: Eukaryota; Fungi; Ascomycota; Dothideomycetes; Mycosphaerellales; Mycosphaerellaceae
Molecular function (GO): zinc ion binding
Source: RefSeq, a predicted model, not a curated record